AUUGGCACCUUACGAUGUGAUAUGGAGCUAAAAUUUCUGUCCCUCCCCCGGUCCAAAGCUCCCUCUUUCACCUCUCCGGCGCUCUAAUUGCCACCCUCUCAUGACAAUAACGGCGGUGGGCUCCGGCUCGGUCGGAAAAGCCGCCGCCUUUUGGCCGAGAUGGUUAGUCUCGGGGCGUUCCCAUCUCUUCUUCUCGGUCAUCCGGGCUUCCCAUUCCAUGGAGAGCAGGAACGGCAAGGUUUACAAAGAGAUCGGUUUGUACUCUCUGAAAAAGAAAAUUGAAGAUGUAGUUAGUCGUGCUGAGAUGAUAGCACCAACCGCUUUAGAAUGUGAAGAAGCAAGACGAAUCAAGCAGGAAAAAGUGCUUCGGGAUUAUGAUCUGUGGGAUGACCUGGCUAGAUCUAAUGAAUCUCUUGCAGACUUAGCUGAUGCCAUCAAAGUGGUUAAUGAUCUCAAAGAUCUACGAUGCAAGAUUGAAGAUGCAAAAUUGAUCACCCAGCUGGCAGAAAUGGAUGUCAUAAACCACCAGCUCUUUCAAGAGGCGUACAAUGCCUCUGUAGAUGUCAGCAAGUUCCUGGAUCGUUAUGAGAUUUCAAAGCUUCUCAGUGGUCCAUAUGACAAGGAGGGAGCUUGUGUGAUCAUCAAAGCUGGACCAGAAGGCAUUACAUCUGAGGUAUGGGCAAAGAAGCUUUUGAGCAUGUACACUAGAUGGGCUGAAAAGCAUGGUUGUGAGGGAAGGAUCAUUGAGAAGUGUUCAUGCAGCAGUAAUGGUAUCAGAUUGGCAACAAUUGAGUUUGAAUCAGAAUACUUUUUUGGCUACCUUUCUGGAGAGAAAGGUAUGCAUAGAAUGAUUUGUACAUCUCUUGAUGGAUCAAUUAUUCGUGAGACAUGCUCAGCUGCGGUAGAUGUGAUCCCUCUUUGCCUUGAAAGAGCUAUUGAUAUGCACAUAGAUGACCAUGAUUUAAAAAUCUCUUCUUCCCCAUCGCAAAGAGAAAACCAGUCUGGUUAUCGAGCAGAGCGUGCAGUCUGCAUUCAUCAUCUCCCAAGCGGCAUAACUGUCCAAAGCUCAGGUGAAAGGAGUUAUUUUGCAAAUAGGAUUAAGGCUAUGAACCGAUUGAAAGCAAAACUCCUCAUUCUUGCGAUGGAUCAGGGAGUGUUAGAACCAAAUAAAAUUAAGAGGGACACAGUUGUUCAUGAAUGGAACCUUGAAACAAGGAGGUAUGUGUUUCAUCCGCAGAAAUUGGUCCAAGAUAUGAGAACUGGCAUCCAACUGCCUGAUCUAAAUUCCGUAUUGGAUGGUAACAUUGAACAAUUGAUAAGAGCUCAUAUUAACCUCAGACAGGGAAAAGAGAUGGGGCAGUAGCUAAUUUGCUUUGUAAUGCUUGUAUCAUGUAAGCAAGAAGCCCAUUGUCCUUUUUAUUCAUUAUAGAUUUUGUAAAAUUUCUUUUUAAUUCUCAUUGUGGUAGAGAUAUUAUUGUUGUAUCCAUGGGCAUGCGUUGGCCAGCA
Molecule: messenger RNA, 1506 nt
Organism: Elaeis guineensis (African oil palm)
Lineage: Eukaryota; Viridiplantae; Streptophyta; Magnoliopsida; Arecales; Arecaceae
Product: peptide chain release factor PrfB3, chloroplastic
Biological process (GO): translational termination
Molecular function (GO): translation release factor activity
Source: RefSeq, a predicted model, not a curated record